Molecule: messenger RNA, 5093 nt
Organism: Scleropages formosus (Asian bonytongue)
Lineage: Eukaryota; Metazoa; Chordata; Actinopteri; Osteoglossiformes; Osteoglossidae
Product: GRB10-interacting GYF protein 1-like
Exons: 26
Coding region: 504-3509 (1001 amino acids)
Biological process (GO): insulin-like growth factor receptor signaling pathway
Cellular component (GO): cytosol
Molecular function (GO): protein binding
Source: RefSeq, a predicted model, not a curated record
CUACGUAUAAACACGUACUGAGCGCCGUUGAGUGUUGUAGUAGGAGUACAAAAUAAACAAAAUACAGCAAGGCAACGCUGUGACAUAAAGUUGGAAAAUACAGUUUAUUAGAUGCUGAUGUUACGUAAUGCGAAAGAAUACCCAUAUUUUCACCUAGAAGAGGACAGUAUAUUUUAAAAAGACUGAACUUAAAGCAGCUUGCUAACGUUAGCUAGCUUUAAGCUUAGCUACCUAACGUUAGCAGUGCGAAGGAAUUUGUGAAAAGGAAACUCCAAAGAACAGAACACUCACCUGCACAGAGGAAACGAGCAGAAGAAGCUUACCUCUGCUUAUUUCAGCAUUCUUCAUUUGUUUGAAUUUGAUACUAUAGGCAGCUCUUCUUUCACUGUCAGGGAGACAGCGGUGUCUUCACACUUCACAACUAAGUCUGACACAGGCCUAGCCUAGGCCCACCUGAUCACCUUCUCUGUCCAAAACAUUAGGCACCUUACGGAGAAGAAAAUAUGACUGCUGAAACUCUGAACUUUGGCCCAGAAUGGCUCCGUGCGCUGUCCGGUGGAGGCAGUGUGACAUCCCCCCCUCCUUCCCCUGCUAUGCCAAAGUAUAAGCUGGCCGAGUACCGCUACGGCCGAGAGGAAAUGUUAGCACUUUAUAUCAAAGACAACAAGGUCCCAGAAGAUAUGCAGGACAAGGAAUUUGCUGCUAUUCUGCAGGAAGAACCUUUGCAACCCCUGGCCCUUGUACCUUUAACAGAAGAGGAACAGAGGAACUUUUCAAUGUCGGUGAACAGUGUGGCUGUGCUGAGGCUUAUGGGAAAGGCAGGAGGUCCUAUCCCAACAGCUAUGGCCAGAGGCAGAGGCAGUACACGAGGCGGUAGAGGACGAGGAAGGGGUGAGAGUGCAUUUUACCAAAGGAAUGCUGAGGAAGGAGAGGUGGGCUUCAGUCGGAGCACCAGGGAGAUCCACCGCAGCCAGAGCUGGGAUGAUAGAGGCGAGCGUCGUUUUGAGAAGCCCUUGCGGCGGGAUGGGAUACGUGUGGGGUUUGAAGAGGUGGGGCCUACUUCCCGGAAGGAGUACACUCGUUCAGACAGCGAGAACUGGCGCACUCUGAGAGAGGAGCAGAUGGAGGAUGAGGGGAGUGAGCCUGGUGGAAGCUGGAGGAUGGCUGGUAGCCGGAGAGAAGAUGGAGGCCCUCGUUCAGCAGGCUGGAGAGAGCAUGGUGAGGGUCGGCGCAGGAAGUUUGACUUUGAUUUCCGGGAGCAUCCAGAGGGAGGACGCCGGCGGGCAUGUAGUGAGGGACUGGAGGAAGAACGAGAUGGUCUGCCAGAAUGGUGCACGGACGAGGAGGAUGGGGAAAUGGGCACCUUUGACUCGUCUGGGGCAUUUCUUCCAAUCAAGAAGGGCUCCAAGGAUCCCAUCCCUGAGGAACAAGAGCUGGAGUUCCAGGGGCUAGAGGAAGAGGAGGAGAGGAACAGUGAAAGCGAGAGAAAGAACAGUGAUGAGAAAGCAGAGGCAAAAGAAACUGCUGCAGUUUCUGGUGAUGAAAGGAAAUCUGUGACCCCACCUUCUCCCCGCAUCACUUCUGCCCCAGAACAAGCCUCCAGUGAACCCCAAACAAAAUCAAUCCCAAACAGUCAACCCAUGAACUCUAGUAGGGUGCCAGGUGAAGUGACUGCACCUGCCAGCCACAUCAGCCAGCUGAGUCCUGGCACUUCCUCCAGUCUGUCCUCUUCCCCACCCUCCUCCUCCUCUGCUGCUAUAGAGCUUCCUCUGCUAGGGGGUGACACUGAGGAUGAUGAGGGCAUGAAGCACCUGCAACAGGAGGCAGAAAAGAUGGUGGCAUCGCUGCAGGACAGCACCCUGGAAGAAGAGAACAACUUCACAAACAGUCUGCAUGAGACAUGCAACACAGCUGCUGCCCUUCCUCUUUCCCAUGAGGCUGCUAUGAAGUGGUUCUACAAAGAUCCACAGGGCGAGAUCCAGGGUCCUUUCACCACACUGGAGAUGUCAGAAUGGUUUCAGGCAGGCUACUUCAGCAUGACCCUGCUGGUGAAGCGUGGCUGCGAUGAGGGAUUCCAGCCUCUGGGGGAUGUUAUCAAGAUGUGGGGUCGUGUGCCUUUUGCUCCAGGGCCGUCCCCCCCACCUUUGCUGGGUAACAUGGACCAAGACCGGCUAAAGAAACAGCAGGAACUGGCGGCAGCAGCUCUUUACCAGCAGCUCCAGCAACAACAACUGUUUCAGCUUAUCAACAGGUGUGGCGAUCAGGGUAUGAACAGGUCCAUGUCAGUGCCAGACACAGGGUCCAUGUGGGACAUGCAUACCUCAGCUUCACAGCAGUCAGGCAGUGAAGCCAGUUUAUGGGACUUAACAAUGAAUUCUUCAACUCAGGGUCCAACUCUUGAACAGCUGCAGAAGCUUCAGCAGGAAAGGCGGGAAGCAGAGCUCAGGGCGAAGCAUGAGGAGGACGAGCGCAAACGCAGAGAAGAGAAGAAAAGGCGUGAGGAAGAGGAGAUCUUCCGGCGCAAGCAGCAGUGCCGGCAGCAGCAGGAACUCAUUCUCAAGCUGCUACAACAAACGCAGCAGCAGGCAAUGCCCAGCUGGGGUGUGGCAGCUGCCACGCUGUCCAAACAGCUGCAGCAAGAGACAGUGCCAGGGUGGGGCAUUGGCAUGGGGGCAACUACACUCUCCAAACAGCUGCAACAGGAGGCAGAGCGCCAGCUACAGAAGCAGCAGCAGCGAGACCGGCAUGGAAGCCUCUCCAUGGGCAGCUCAGGCAUGUCAGGACUGGGAGGACAGUGGAAUGAUAGCACCAGGACCUCUUGGGUUGGGCCUCCUGACAGUGGAAUUGGUGUGUGGGAUGAAGCCAUGAAGAACCAGGCUGGCCUUCGCAAUAUUGCUCUGAAAAACAACCAUAGUAGUCCUCCUAUAAGUGAGCCAUAUCUGCUGAACCGAAGGAAACGCACUGAUGAGGAAGACCGGCUGCUGAAGCUACUGCAGGGCAUGAAGCCACAGGAUGGGUUCACCACAUGGUGUGAGCAGAUGCUUCACACACUAAACACCUCCAACAACUCUUCCUCCUCACUUGAUGUGGCCACCAUAGUGGCAUACCUGAAGGAGGUGGACUCUCCCUACGAGGUACAUGACUUCAUUCGCUCCUACCUUGGAGACACCGUGGAAGCCAAAGAAUUUGCUAAACAGUUUUUGGAGCGCCGUGCCAAACAGAAAGCCAGCCUUCAGAGGCAGCAGCAACAGCUAUCAAAAGAGGUUGCUGGGAUGGCUUUGAACAUCCCGCUGCAGGACUCCAUGCGGGGCAUCCAUUCUAGCACCUUGCAGUCAGUGUUCCAGUCAACCCAUAUGGGGAAGAUGGGGCUGCCUGACUGCCAAGGAGCCAAGAUGAGAAAGAAGCAGCCUAUGAUGCUGCACUCUGAUCCCAGCAUCUUAGGAUACUCAUUCCAUAGCGCCAGGGAGAAGUUGAGCCUGGGCAAGAUGGAGCCGCUGGAGGAGUACUGAUCCACAGCAAUAGCUACAUGAGGCCUUCAUGAUACAACCACACCCUUUUGGGAAUGUGCACUACUGAGGGAGGACUGCACACUCUCGUGCCCCUCGAGGAGAGGGUGGUGUCAAGCAGCUCCCUCAUUGUUCUUGAGGGGUGGGGCAGAGUUGGGGGGAGGGAUUAUCCUCUGGCACUUAAUACAGUAAGCACUUUAAACUAAUGCACUUUAUAGGGUUUUGGAAUAUUUGAGUAGGGGCUUUAUUUUUGAGAUCACAGAACCUGUGUGGUUUGUUUUGGUAAAUAUAUACAAGUGUGUGGACAUGCACACAAACACAUGGAUGUAACACAUGUGCGUGUGCGCUACACACUUACAAACGCACACAUGCAAAUGAAUCUGCACACAAUUUGUAGGACCUGGAAGGUUACAUUUUUGAUUAGUGUGGUGGGGAGUUACAUGGGUGGGGUUUUUUGUACUUAUCAACACUGUUCUUUUAAAAAAAAAAAAAAAAGAAAAAAAAAUACAAAAAGUUAGAAGAAACUGAAAUUGAAAACUUGGUUUGCACUUGUGAAACUUAAAAGCUAAAAACAAAAUCUGAACUUACUAGGAGUAGAAGGUUUUUUUUUUUUUUUUUUUUUUUUUGUCUGUACAUUUACCAGAAAGUUUGUUUGGAAACACCCCCCCCCCCCCCAAUUAUUUUCCAAGAUGUAUUUGAAGCAGGCAGUUUGUAUGAGUGAGUUUUAUUUUUUUUAAAUGCAUGUGUAUGGGAGCAAGUGGGCGGAUAGCCGUGAUUGCAGUCUGCAGUGUCUGUUUUCUUUCCAGCCAGUCCUGCCCAACAUCCUAAUGGUCGUGUUUCAACAUUGGUGGCAAAAACAGUGUUAACCGUUGCUUUUUUUUCUGGUGCUGUAGUGUUUGGUGCAGGCCAGUUGAGGGUGCUGUGCUUGUAUUCUGUGUUCUACUUUGACUGCCACUCCAGGUACAUACUUUUUUGUUUUGUCUUCUCAGAAGAUUGGAUGGUUGUCUCAUGUAUGUGUGUGUCUGAAAGAGUGAGAAAUGUGAAUAAAUGAUUGCAUGGAGAUAAUUACUGGGUAAACAAAAGUAGCAGAGGAGAUUUCUGGAUGUGAGUUGCUGUCCCUGUCCUGUUUUUUGCUGCAUGUGUGCACAGUGGCAUCGUGCCCUAUGGGAUGCUCUUCUGCUGUGUUACAUGUCUUAGGUAUUGCUGUUGACUGGUGCGAUGUACCCUUCCUCAUGUUGUAAUUCAAAGUGAAGUUGGGCUUUGAGGCUGCUACCUUUUAAUUUUUCAUUUUGUUGCCUUUUUUUUUUUAAAUAUUGAAUGUAUUCCAAAAAAAUAGUUCUUGGCAUCAAGCUAGGAACUUAUUGGGAAAGAAAUCAACAAGAUGGACACAUACCUUUUCAAGAUGAGGAGAUGGCGAAGUCCUGGUGUUAUAGUCUCUACAUAUACAGAAGAGUCAGACUAUAACAAUCAUGCUGCAACUGCUGAAUACACUGCCUGUUCAUCCUUGUCAUGAAUGAUAAUUAGAAAAAUGAAAAGUUUACAGAGAUUGUCUUCUGAGGGAAGGAUUGAAGAAAUGGAGGUGUGACA